Calidris pugnax (ruff) is the source of this 1745-nucleotide messenger RNA. It is a transcript of the gene LRRC43, whose product is annotated as leucine rich repeat containing 43. Lineage: Eukaryota; Metazoa; Chordata; Aves; Charadriiformes; Scolopacidae. The transcript is spliced from 11 exons. Gene Ontology annotation, molecular function: protein binding. The record is from RefSeq and is a predicted model, not a curated record. The coding region runs from base 123 to 1682 and encodes 519 amino acids.
GGGAGGAGACUGUGCCACUGGGUGAGGAGAGCCCCGAGGCUCUGAUUGAGCUGCUGUGUGACCCACACAGCCCCUGGGCCCUGCCGCCGGGCUGCAGCCCCCAGGACCAGCGCCUGCGGGAGAUGGCUGUGCUGGCACCCGAGCUCGUCCGUGGCUCCAACGUCUUCCAACUCUUCAGGUCCCUGCGGAUCGUUAACAAAGGAGUGGAGGAGGUCGACGAGGGUCUGUUGCAGUUACAUCAGCUGGAGGAGCUCAUCCUCAGCACCAACAAGAUCAGCGGGAUAAACUCAGCCAACCUGCCCCGGACACUGAAGGUCCUGGAGCUCUGCUGCAACGCUGUGGCUGAUCUGCAGGACCUGUGCGCUCAUCCUCCUCCAGAGCUGCAGCACUUGGGGCUGGGGUACAACAGGCUGUGCAGCCCUUUGCAGGACAAGUACCUCACUGCUACCUUCUGGCCAAAUCUUGUCUCCCUUGACCUGAGCUUUAACAACUUCACGGAUCUGAUGGAGCUGGUCUCCCAACUGUCCAGUCUGCAGAAGCUCCGCGUCCUGGUGCUCCAAGGGAACCCACUGGUCCUCAUUCCCACUUACAGAGGCUUCCUCGUGGACAGCCUGCCCAAGCUCUCCUUCCUCGAUGACAUCCACAUAGGACCUGACGAGAGGCUCCAGUUCCAUGGUUUGGCAAAGCAGCCAGAGCUGAUCAGGAAUGAAGCACGAGUGGUUGUGAGCAUUGGGGAAAUCAAGGGAGUCCCUGAUCCCAGCACGCAGCAGCAGCUGGAGGUUGGCUCCAAGGCUCCAGUGAUCACCUACAGCUACUGUGUGACAUAUGAGUUUGCAGAAGGCGAGGAGAUUGAGGACGGUAGCAGCACUGAGGUAACAAAAAUCCAUCAGAGUCCCACAGUGGCCACCCUGGAUGUGGACAGCUCUGCUCAGGACACAGGAGAAACAGGAGGCCAACAGGAUCCUGCAGCCACAGAGGAGCCCAAGGCCCAUUCUGCAAAGGUAUUUGUCACCCCUGGAAAGCCCUGGGAAGACACCAUCGACUGCAGCUACAGGAAGGAGCACACUGUCAGGGACUUAGUGGGGUUGAAGUCCUACCUGGCGGCUGGAACCAUCGUCUCGGUCAUUGAGGAGAAGGUGCUGUCGUGGCCUGUUCGUGCUGAUCCAGAAGAAAAUGCAGUCACGAAGGGGAAGGCAGGACGGGGGAAGAACAAGAACCGUGCCAAGGUUCCCGAGCCCAGGGACAAGCAGAAAAAGAAGAAGAAGGCAAAGCCAUGUGAAUUCCGCAGUGACCCUCCCAUUCGGAGGACCCUGGGCACCCAGCAGGUGACCCUGGAGACCCUCCUGGCCACCGAGGACCUGGUGGCAACUGUAUGUGACUUUGGGAUUCUGGUCACUGAGCAGCCGCUGCAGCCACCAAGUCUGGAGGAGAAGGACAGGAAAAAACAAAAGGACAAGAGCAAAAAACCAAAAGCAGAGAAAAAAAAUCAGGCCAGCCGGAAAACCGCGGCGUCUGCCAAAGGAAAAAGAAAAAACAAAGACACUGCUGAACUGGAGGAGGGUCAAAACCUCCAGCCGGUGCCGCUGACGGUUCAAUUCCAGAUGCAGCUGCUUCGGUGGCCCUGGGCAGCCAGUAGCCAGAGCCAGGAGAGCGUGGCCACGACAGUGGAGAAGACCCAGUAACACGUCGGUAGGAAAAGAGGGAGUGGGAAAUAAAACCCACAGGGACGCUGCGUGGAUCCUGCU